AUGGUGUUGAAAUCGAAGAAGCAAGUAAAGGGUAGGAAGCUUCAUGGCGGUGGUAUAAAGAAGAGGCGAACACAGCGAUUCAUUGUCGAGUGCAAGAAUGCUGUGGAGGAUGGCAUCAUGAAAGUGCACGAUUUCGUAAGUAUUAUUUGCGUAAAACUCGUCGCACCGCGAAAUCCCGGGACUUCGGAGCGGGGGCUGAAAAUAAAUCACCUAGAACAGCAGAUGUAG
Gongylonema pulchrum is the source of this 228-nucleotide messenger RNA. The record is from the annotation of a GenBank genome assembly. NCBI's taxonomy places the organism in Eukaryota, Metazoa, Nematoda, Chromadorea, Rhabditida, Gongylonematidae.